Messenger RNA from Encephalitozoon romaleae SJ-2008, 870 nucleotides. Its product is annotated as longevity assurance protein 1. Gene Ontology annotation, molecular function: sphingosine N-acyltransferase activity. Gene Ontology annotation, biological process: ceramide biosynthetic process. The transcript has a single exon. NCBI's taxonomy places the organism in Eukaryota, Fungi, Microsporidia, Unikaryonidae. Gene Ontology annotation, cellular component: membrane; endoplasmic reticulum. The record is from RefSeq and is a predicted model, not a curated record. Bases 1 to 870 code for a protein of 289 amino acids.
AUGAUGACAGGCUUACCUGAUGUGACAAUAGACAGUGAGAGGGUGUUUGAAUCACAGUUCGAAUUUCAAAGGGAUGUCUUCUUUGUGAUGGUAUUCUGCCUGUUGAUCAUAAUGAUCAAAAAUCUGGUGAUCCUCCCCAUGGCAUCUAGCCUAAUUAGGAAAUUUGGUGUGGAGGAGGCCUUGGGAUUUGAGAGGAAGAAGAAGUUCAGUGUUUCCCUUUGGAAGGCCAUGUUCUAUUCAUUCACAUCGAUAUAUGGGUAUCUUAUAAUCAGGAGUGAGCCUUUGGCUUAUACUAUGAAGAACCUCUCAGGUACAUGGGGCCUUCACAACAUUCCUUUCAAAGUUUUGUUCUACUAUUAUCUGGAGUUUGCAUAUUACUUUGUAGAGCUGUUUUAUCUGUUUAAUGAGCAUAUGUACAAGGACUUUCUACAGAUGGUGACACAUCACAUAGUAACCAUUAUGCUUCUGACGCUAUCAUACCACAGGGACCUGCUACGUCCUGGGGUGAUCAUCAUAGCUGUGCAUGACAUAUCAGAUCCGUUUUUGGAGAUUAGCAAGCUUACAAAUUAUAUUCACUACAAAUCCUUGGCAAAAGGUAUAUUUAUGUGUUUUGCAGGAGUUUUUGUUGUUUCCAGGUUAGUUAUCUAUGCAUUCUUUAUUUCCCUUCCCAUCAGUAUCUCUAUAUGGAGGUAUACAUUUGAUUUAUAUUUAUUCCUUAUAAGUAUACUGCUUCAAGGUUUGACUGUCAUGCAUAUCAUAUGGUCCUCAAUGAUCAUGAAGAUGGUGAUUAAGGUUGGUCAUAAAGAAGAGUUUGAGGAUAUUAGGUCAGUCAAGCCGCAAGGCAGCUCCAGUGACGUAAAGUGCAAAUGA